UGUUUCCGUUGGGUCUGUUUAUAUCAAAGUCAUCGUUGUCAUCGUCUCUGAAGAAGAGAGAGGAAUGGCCACGGCGUCGUUUAGAUGGAUUUUGCAGCUUCACAGAGAUGUACCAAAAGCGGCUCGAUUCUACGAGAAAGGUCUCGAUUUCUCCGUCAAUGUGGUCACGUUACGUUGGGCUGAACUUCACUCUGGUCCUCUCAAGCUAGCUCUUAUGCAAUCUCCCAGCGAUCAUGUGAUGAGUGAGAAGGGAUACUCUUCGCUACUAUCGUUUACUGUGACGGACAUUAAUACAACCAUCUCAAAACUUAUGGAACUUGGAGCUGAACUUGAUGGCUCUAUCAAAUACGAGGUCCAUGGCAAGGUUGCAUCUGUGAGAUGUCUUGAUGGUCAUGUGCUCGGACUCUAUGAACCUUCAUAAGAUCAUCUGUUCAUGAUUUUUUGCUGUCUGGAUUAUGUCAUGGUGGAUUUGAUUUUGAUUUUUUUUCAAACCGUUUAAUAAUAAUAAGAUAAUCUCAA
This is a messenger RNA of Capsella rubella, 519 nucleotides long. RefSeq lists its product as uncharacterized. The transcript is spliced from 3 exons. Bases 65 to 421 code for a protein of 118 amino acids. NCBI's taxonomy places the organism in Eukaryota, Viridiplantae, Streptophyta, Magnoliopsida, Brassicales, Brassicaceae. The record is from RefSeq and is a predicted model, not a curated record.